Messenger RNA from Lodderomyces beijingensis, 5130 nucleotides. NCBI's taxonomy places the organism in Eukaryota, Fungi, Ascomycota, Pichiomycetes, Serinales, Debaryomycetaceae. The record is from the annotation of a GenBank genome assembly.
AUGUCAGAAAAGCACAUUUCAAAUAUCAAAACCAACUGCUUCAAGAUUGGUCACCUAACUAACAUUCAAUAUUGGAUUUACAACAGCACAGAUCUCAACGACCAGGCGUUGUUGGAGUUGGAGCUCACGCUUCGGCAUCAGAAUCCCAAAAUUUUAAUCACAUACUACAACAAGAGCUUGUACCAGUUUGCAUUGGACGACACGGGAAUCAAAGACAGCGACGACCACAACCUAAGUUCGGACAAUGACAAGAAGUUGCUUCUCAAGCAUACGGAGACUGUGCCGGCCAAGGUACUCGCCGAUCCAGCAAAGUCACGAACACCAAAUAGCAAGGAGCUCACGCUUGCAAGCCUAAGCUUUUUGAAAGCGGUAAAGAAAAUGUUUCUAUACAACCUUGCAUUCCAACACUCGAUCAAAUUGUUUGGCAACCAUUGCAUUAUAUCCCAAGACGACAUCCACUAUACACCAUUUAGCGUCGACCCAUUCUUGCUCGAAAACGGCGACCUUUUGGUCUCGUGUGUCCAGCGCCGGUCCUUGCAACUAGUCAGCUCGCUGGUACUAUACCCACCAGAGUCAGCUCCAGCGUCAGCUCGAGAUCGAGCUCUAGCUCGCGAUUACGUGAUCUACAUUCUGCCGGGAGGUAUCCGUUGCCAUUUAUUCGAUAACGAAAACAUACGCAACAACUUUGUCGACACUCCUCAAUUUGACAAUGAGGAUGUUAUCAAAAAAUUGCUCGAGUAUAGCACGAAUAAGGAAAUCCCAACAGACACAAUAUGGGUUAAACUAGUGCCGAACCUCAAACACUUGAAUAACCAGACUUCACUCAUAUCGAAAUUCAUACAUGCGGUAGAAAAUACAAAGUACAUCUUGUGGCCAUGGGACCUUUGCCUUCUUCAAUUUGGAAGCGAGGAGCGGCGCAUUAAACCUCCCGCUUCUCGCGAGCAAGUGUCCCAGGUGUCGAAUCCUAUGAAUUUACUAUCUGAGUUUUUGGAUUUCACCAUUCACCAAAACUCAGAUCGAUCAAGAGAAGAGCACAAUGGACAUUUCCCGCGGACCGCCGCGUUGAGUAACGAGCCUGUGUCCAACUCGAGUGCACUUUUCGCAGAACCUACAGUUGAGCCCAUAAAAGACCCACAAUCGGUGGAAUAUGUCAGCAUGACGAGUCCAAUGGGGGCAGCCCAUUUCGAUAUGCAAGUAACGGGGGAUUUUUUCUCGAAAUCGAUGGACAAGGAGGUUUUCCAAGAAGAUAAACAACAUCAUGGAAACGACGAUGACAUGGAGGAAGUUGAUGACUUGUUUGGUGACGGUGACGAUAGCGACCAAGCCGAAGAGCCCGCGGAGGAAUCCAACCUGGAUAGUCAGCCGAGUGGGAAGGCAAAAGAAGAAGGAGGAGAAGAAGAAGAAGAAGAAGAAGAAGAAGAAGAAGAAGAAGAAGAAGAAGAAGAAGCUAACAAUGGCGAUGUUGAGGACGUGGAUUUGUUCGGAGAAUCUCUAAACGACGAAAGUUCUUCUCAUCCUACCUCCGAGAAUUUUUUUGCAAACAAAAAUAAUGAUGUCGCUCGUGAGUCAGAGACUGGCGACGGAAAACUGAUGACAACCAGUGAUGUCAAAAACGUGCCCGCCCAAUUGCCAUAUUUUGAAGCUUUAAAGGACAGAAUGACUGUGGCGGAAAACUUGACUCCUGAUUAUGAAGAUCCCGGUGCGCCAGCGCCAAUGAAUCCAACGCCAGUGGCCAAUUUUGCUGCUCCCGGUGUCGAUACCUCUUUCCGGGACAAGGGAUGGCGAAGCGGAAACCAAAGAGAUGUGGCCACAGCUUCGUUAGACUUCCUGAAACGGAGGAAAAAAUCUGCAUUUUCUCCCAUCCCUUUCAACCCAAUCAUUGAAAAGAACAUUGACAAGAAAUAUGGCAAGGGAGGGAAAUUUUUCAUCAAUAAAGAAGCGGACGUUGGCAUAACACUACCGUUUCCAACAACACGAGCUACAAGUGCUACUUCGGAGAGCCUAAUGGGAAGGGAUGAACUGUCCAAAAAAUCGCUGCUCCUGGAGGUAUUCAUUAGCAGCGAAGAGAGCGACGAAGACGACGUGGCCGUUGUUGACACGACACCAGUCAAAUCAAACGAGCGAGAGGACAAUUUCCCUCAGUACAACAACAACAACAACAAUAAUGGUAUCAUGCUGAGUCAAACUGGCGCUGCUGAUUUCCAAAUGUCGUCAUUGGCGUCGUCGUCGUCGGUGAUGAGCACCGUCAACAAUGUUAAUAUGAACGCUGCAUCGGGUUUGUUAGGAUCGCCCCUCGUCAAUAUGCCGGCCAGGUUCUCGUUCAAGUCAGAUUCUCCAUUUCCAUCCAUCGAUGGAGUACCGAUGACUCCAUUCUUUCAAGAAGUGUCAAAUUUUCAACAAUCAAAAGCUUCACCCACGCCAGCUAAUCUGGCCCUUCUUGAAAAGGGCGGAGCUGCCGAUUUUCAAGGCAGGAUGAAUGAUCCUUCCAACUAUUUGCCCUUGGUGCUACGAAGCGUGAACAUUUCAUCCAUCCCCGACUCGUUCUUGAUGAACAACUUGAAUAGCACGAGACUAAUCCCAUCCUUUUCCAUGAGCGAAGACGAAUGGGAAAACGACUUGGAGACAACAGAUGCAGAUUUGAUUGUGAAACUGACCAACAUCAGCGAGUUUUUGAAUGUGUUGACAAGCAACGUUGUUUUUGAUCUCGGCAUGACCCCUAGUUUAUGCCCCGUUGAGGAGAAAAUCUCGCGCGAGGGGAGUGGGGCAGGGGGAGCAGGAGGCGAAGAUGUUGUUGGUUUUCGCCCAAGUUGGCGCUCGGUGAAUUUGGAAACUGCGUUGGAAAACUACAUUGGCAAAGCAUUUCCUACAUCGUAUCAAGUCCAAUUGGGCGAGUUUAUACUGGACCUAGAACUGCCUGAACUAGAUUCAUUUGAAUGCGAAUUGGACUUUCUCGAGGACAAGUUUCAUGACGCGGGAUCGAGAGUGAAAGCUCUCAACAAAUAUGUUUGGAAUUGCACACUCGACAAACAGCCGGACAAUGAGAAAAAUUUCACAAGCUACAAGGGUUUGAUUGACAGUCUUGUCAACGACGUUGCCGCCGCCGCCGCUGGUAGUGGUGGUGGUAGUGGCAGUGGCAGUGGCGGCAGUGGUAGUAGUGGUGGUGGUGGUAGCAAUACCCCCAACUUGUUUCCGACAAAGGCUGUGAAAGUCAAGUUGCAGAAAAACAACCAAAUUUUAAAUGUUAACAGCUUAUCGCUCAAGUUUUGGAAGUAUAUGAAUUUCUCGCCCUUGAACAAGUCCAAAAAUUUCCAGAUAUUGGCAGUCGGGGAAAGCAGCAUGGCGAGUGCAAAGUCUUAUAUAUUCGAAGUUGUGGAGAAAAUUGUGAGCAACUACAAGGACAGCAAUUUUGGCACGAUUUCGAAAUUGAAUUUGUCUACUGUUGAAACUCGAACAGAUUUGGAUUCGGUUUGUGAUGGAGUCAUGCUUCUCCAUAACGAUUUGAGCCACAAACGCAACGAGUAUUACAGCCAAUUGAACAAGAAGUUGACUUCCUUGGUGGAAUUAAUCAAGCUUGACUUGAUAAACAAAACAGGCAAUUUUGAGUUUGACCAGCCGCUUUUGAUUCUUGUCAUUAACUUUGACGAAAGCUUCAAUUCCUCACUUCAAUUGUGCAAGGUUUUAAGAAACUUCAAAGUAGCCUUAAUCAAUCACCAGUUGCCGUUGGUGCAGGUUUUCACCAAAAUUUUACCUUCCAAAAUGCUAGUCAAGAGUUUCGGCGGCGAACUCAAGUUGCGUGUGCUUAGCAACUACACUGUGACCAGGCUUUCGCUGAUGUUGUACAACGCUUGCCCACGCGCUUCAAACACGGAAGUUCUUCUUUCAAGUGGAAUAUACGCGCCUUUGGUCAAGGAGCCGCCUUCACACAUCCAGUUUAAAUUCAUCAAUAAUGGCUACAAAUUUGGAGGCAACUGCGAUGAUAGCUUUAUCCACUUGGCCUAUGAAAGAUCGAUUGACAAAACGUGGUUUGCAGCCGCAUGGUCGGACCCAUUAGGCCAAGUUACCUACACCAAAGCGUGGUAUACUUCUGAGAACAAGCCGGCAACAGCCCCCAACAGCACCCAUAGUCAUAAUCAUAAUAAUCAAAUUAAUAAUAAUGCAUCAACGACGCAGAAUAGAGUUUCCAAUGGAGAUAAAAUGGAUACUGCCAGCAUUGCUGAUGACAUGUGGAACAUAUCAGCCGAUCUUUUCCGCAAGUUGAACAAUCUCGGAGACAAAUCGACUCAACCGGGAGCAAAGAAGUUCCUAGUUUUAACUAGAAUCAAUGGAAUCAUACCGGACGACGAGCUAGUUCACUGGAAAAGACUAAGCUUGAAGUUUAAGGACAUUUCUCUCAUUGUUUUGUCGGCCAUGCCAAUACCCAGGAUAUUGCAUACUACUAUUACUCAAGGCUCGCAUUUCAAAAGCAGCUUUAUGAGCAAUAACUCGCCCGAGCAUCAGCACGACAAGGAGCAGCACACUGCUUUCAACUUUAAAAGCUUUGCAAGCGGAGAAGAAGCCUCACCACUAGGGCAGAAUGCCGAUUCGAUAUUGACAUCGUCUCCCACAGCAUUGUCGUUUCAUUCUCCUCAACAGUUUUUGAACGCACCUUCCAACUUUUUAUCACCUCAGGAUGCUUGCAACACGCCAGGCGCGAAUGGCAACUCCUUUACUUCUCUUUAUGAUGCCGAUCUGGUCAUGAAAGGUCCCGAAGAUGACGUCUACGGAGUCAUACCAAGAGUUAAAUUGCCGUCUACAAGCUCUCCAAGCAGAGUGGGCAUGAAAGUGGGAUACUUGGUCAGAGAAUGCAAGGACGCAAAAGCAGACGAUUUCUUGAGCCAUCUUGUUUUUGAGGUUAAUCUUCUCAGCUGCUCGAAUUACUGGAAUUUGGACGUUUUGAUGAGACAACUCCUUGAGCAGUACAAGAAGUUGGUGGUGUUGAAUGAUAUCCUCGGCACUCGCAAAAUCGAUGGAGAGUGGGAUCUGUUUACCAGUGAGUCGCAGCAACUAGAGGACGGCUCGUUGGUGCCCUGGCACAUCUUUGCUGUCCAUAAGUUGUUAAAGUACUUGGUUCAUGUCUAUGUAGAAGAGUGA